Clunio marinus is the source of this 678-nucleotide messenger RNA. The record is from the annotation of a GenBank genome assembly. Lineage: Eukaryota; Metazoa; Arthropoda; Insecta; Diptera; Chironomidae.
UUGGGAACUCAUUUCGAUGAAGUUGCGGUGGGAUCAUUAAUCAAUGUGACCAUACAAGACGGCAAGACAGCUUUUUUGAAUUGCAAAAUUAAUUUAUUGCAAGAUAAAACGGUCUCCUGGGUUCGCCGGAUGUAUUAUUACGACUCGGAUGAUGAACCCCAACGCCAGGAACUUCAGUUGUUAACCGUCGGUACAAACACUUUCGUAGCCGAUACACGAUACUCGGUUGACUUUCAGUUCCCGAAUAACUUUAGGCUUAUGAUUCAAAAUGUUACGAAACGCGACGAGGGAAUUUAUGAGUGUCAGAUUUCCACUCAUCCACCGAAAGUUAUUCAAUAUUACUUGCAUGUUAAUGCACCCGAGCUGUUCAUCGCUGAUGAAAGCCAAAAGCCACUUUACGAACGUCAUUAUGAAGUUAAUUCGACACUUGAGUUAUAUUGUUACGUUCAUAACAUCGAAAUGACAUCAUCUGUGGUUUUAUGGAUUCAUAAUGAUCAUGUGCUAAACUACGAUGCGAUAAGAGGGGGCAUAAGCGUGAGAACUGACUUAACCGAAGAAGGUGCUAAUUCGACAUUAAGUGUAGCCAAAAUUAAUAAAUCGGAUUCUGGUAAUUAUACGUGCUCAAUUGGACCAACACACUCAUUUACAACAACUGUUCAUGUUUUGAAUGGUAAGUGA